AUGCUGCCCAACAUUUCAAGUCUGUCGCGCGCCCAUCUUGCCAUCGUCAACACCAUCGACACUGGCAACAAACCGACCUCGUCCCCUUCGUGCUUCAUGUCCAAACCCGGAUCUGGGCCCAAGGGCAAGCCAGCGCCUGCAAAUGGCAAAGGCAAGCCCUUCAAGUCCAUCCCCAAGACCUCUGAUCUCCUCAACGCCAACCAGCAAGCCAAGGCGAGGGGCAAGGGAAGGGAGAAGGUCGUGCUCAAGGGCGUCCAUGACUUGAUCAAGAACGCCAACAAGCUGCCUGGAGCAGUCCAGGUCGAGCGCUUCGCCGAGGUCCGCGCCAUUGAGAUUCAAGCGCUCCAGAAUGCCGUCAAGCUGGCAGCAGCCCAGAGCAACUCGAGGGCGUUCCAGUCUCUCCCUCGACACCUCCGUCGCCGGGCGGCGAGCCAUAACCCCCGUCGCGUGCCCAAGCGAUUGCGGAGCCGCGCCAAAGCCGAGAUUGACUUGGGCGAUAACACCGCGCGCAUUCAUCGCAAGAAGGCCAAGCUCCGGGCACGUGGAAACUUGAGGGGAGAGAGUCGAACAGUGCAACUGCGCCGUCGGCAGAUUGACAAGCGAUGGCUUGCUACGCAUCUGUUUCACGCCAAGCGAUUCCACAUGAUCAACCUAUGGGGCUAUCGACUCCCUCUGAGCCCUACCCUCAAGUGCUUCCGGUCAUCGUAUCGCGCAGCCCGCCGAAAGGCGACCGUCCAGGACGUUAGCUUCUUCGGUACCGUGGAACUCCAGGGAGAUCGGUCACAGAUUCUUGCCGCCCUUGGCAAGGUGACCUCUGUCGAGGUCUUGUGGGAGCCUCGACUCCAACAGGCCGGUCUUCGGCGUGUCUGGAUUCGCAUUCAUCCUUCCAUCUUCGAUGAGGCUCUGACAGCUAUCCGCGAGGCGGUCGCCGAUGAACGAUCUGAGGUCCAGGCCAAGGAUCUCGGAGAUGCCCUCGAGUCGUUCGAGAUCAUGGGACCUUUGGCCGGACAUGCCUUGUCUCGAAUCCUCAGCCUCAGUGCACCAUCAAUAUCCGAGAAGAAGCGGCGCAACAUCGAGGUUCUCCUCGCAAUGGAUCCAGCGCAGAUCCCCGACGGCACAGUCAUUGGUUGCCAGGUUCAUGAUCCACGUCUUACCUUUCCCCAUUCGAGCGGCACGAGUGUCCCUCAACCCAGCUCCGCAGCCAUUGCCAAGGCCAUUCUGCCCUCUGACGAUGCUGUUCUUGCGUGGAGCGACUUGUGGAACGAGGAUCUUCGUGACCGCGUCUCCCGACCGGCUUACACCAAGGCCGAGCUUGACACCCGUCGCUACAAGAUGGCUACUCCUGGGUCUAAACUCCAGCCGACAUCAAAGGAUGAUCGCAUUCCCAUCAACUUGUUGAAGAGGACCAUCCAGUCGUCAGGACCGGAUGGCGCUUCAUCGGCAUUCCACGGCUUCACGCUGCUGAUCCCUAAGGGCUGGGCGAUGGCCUUCCUGCCCUCUUUCUUAUUCUGCCGAGCUCGUCACAUUGGUCUGCAAGAGCGUCGUGUCCAGUACCGGGAAGCAGGUGUCCCAUCUUUCCCCGAACACUGGGGUGCGAUUUGCGCGGCUGGCGCGGACUGGGAGCGGACACAAGCACAGGAAGCACAAACACGUUGGCUGCGCAAGCCCCCGGGAAAGCGACCGCAGUACUCUGCAUUGGGUACCCAGUACCCCUUCCGUCCAGAGUGGCCUGAGGUCCUCACAAGUGGCGCCGACGUCGCGGAGGAGUCGGCCAUGAACGGGGAAGAUGCGACCUGCCAGCCAUGGCUCUUCACAUCAGCGCUGUCGUCCUUCCUCCCGAAGCUCCGUCUGGCAAGCGACCAGCCUGCAUAUCUCCUCAAUCUAGUCAACACAUUCCGUCGUCGCCGCGGGAUGGAGCCCUUCCCGGAGUUUGAAGCUACUCGACUGUUCAACAAUGCCCUUGUUCACGUCGAAGUUAAUGCGACUGUGAAGGCUUGCUAUGGCGUCCCAUCUUCUUCUUCAUCGAGCAAGAAUGGAAACGGCGAGACAAGCGUCGUCGACUUGAAUGGAGACACGUCCAUGGCCGAGCCUACAGCUGCAUCGUCGGAUUCUCGAAGCGAAUGGCUUGUCGGAGAGCAGCUCGACAAGGCCUUGGCUGCCAACGGUGGGAACGACAAGAUCGAGGUCCGAUGGCCCUUCCUGAGCGAUUCCGAGCCCCAGGAUUGGGAGGGACGCGAGUUUGUCCUGGUCCAUGUCUACUCGCUGUUGAACAUCAAGCCCAGCAACAACACGCAUCCGCUUCUCCUUGUUCCCCCAUCGAACCCAUCAACACUGCCGCUGCCUGACCAGGCACUGUACUGCCAGAUGGCGUUUGAGAACCUCAACGCUCCCAUCUUCUCCCUCCUGCCGGCGCCUUUGGCGUCGCUGUACGCGCAGAAUGCCGUCACGGGCGCUGUCCUCCAUGUUGGACGCAAGUCCUCGGAAGUGGCCAUCGUGACAGAUUCUGUCGUGCGCUGGGAGUGCUCAACGUCUGUCGACAUUGGAGAGGCCGAUUGCGAAGAGUACCUCGAGAAGCUCUUGCUCAACGACAAGGUCCUCACCAACGAGCUCGCUACCGUCGCUGGUGUUUCGUCCUGGGAGCCUGGACAGAGGGAAAAGCUGGUCCGAGAAAUCCGCGAGUUCAUCUUUGCCGAGUGCACUGGUGACGAUAUUGAGGUCCCCGUCGCCAAGGGAGCUGCCAAGGCCGUUGUCGUCGCGGCAGUGCCCGAGACGGAGGACGAGGCCUUUGAUGUUGCCAAGAAGCUCACUGCCGAUGCUGUCCCCCAGCCGGCGGCUUCCAAUUCGCACAAGUCCAAGAAGGCUCAGGCAGCGGCUGCUGCGGCUGCCGCCUCCAAGGCGUCGGCUGCUGCUGAUGCUGCGGCAGCUGCCAUCGCCAACGACUUUAUUGCCGUGACCAUUCCGUCCCUCCCCGACAAGGAGAUUGCGGUUGGACCUGUCCGUCACCGUCUGUUCGAGAGCUCGUCCUUGACGAUCUUUGAGCGCCUCCAAAUCUGGGACGGCAUCGCGGUUGUGGGCGACAUUGCCCGCUUCAAGUCUUUCCCUGUUGCUCUCGCAACCUAUCUCUCUCCAUUCCUGUUGAGCAGCACCGACUUGCCAUCGGAUUCCCAAGCCGACCGUGUCAGAUUGCUGAGCAUUCCUGAAUACAUUGCCAACUUCAAGGGAGCGACGUCCGAGGUGGCGCCGUUCUUGGGAGCGUCGAUGGUUGCGAAGCGAGGGCUCUCGCUCGGUGGCCUCGGUGUCGCGUCCAUUAGCGUUGGUCUGGGCGGAAAGAGUUUGAUUGAGCUGUGUCGCCCCCUCGCAUACCAUGUCAACACUGCCCUGCCGCCGCACUCGUUCCGGAGCGGAGACCCCGUCCGGAUCGAAGAGCAUGUCGCCACCUCUGGAGGCAAGAGCAAGUCCAAGGCGAAGAGCGAUGAGUCAGUCGGGCUGGAAGGGGUGGUAUCCAAAGUGACCCCCGAACGGGUCGUCGUCGCCGUCAGCGAAGGCAAGGAUGUAGACCUGCCCGAGAGGCUAAGAUUGUUGAAGCUCGCCAACUCAGCAACCUUUGACCGCAUGUCGCGUACCCUCAAGCACUUGGAGCGCAUCAUCCUGCCCGAGGAGGCUGUUGGCGGGGACAACAGCGCUGCCGACACCAAGGUGCCGACGAACGCCAACAUCCCUCUGAUCCAAUCUUUGCUGGGCAUGCAGCAACCUACCUGGAGCGACCACGUUCCACGGCCAAUCUCGGCACUGCCAGAGGACGACCCUGCCAUACGCUGGUUUGGUGACCGGCUGAACAAUAGUCAGAAGGAGGCGAUCGAUUUCUGUCUUCGAGCGGACCAGGUUGCGUGCAUUCAUGGGCCUCCGGGGACGGGAAAGACGCAUACCCUCGUCGAGCUCAUCUUUCAGCUCCUUGCUCGGCCGGCAGCAGAGGGUACCACGCAGCCACCACGCAUCCUGGUGACUACCCCGUCCAACUUGGCACUCGAUAACCUGCUCCUUCGCCUUCACGCCUUGUCUCAGCAAGCCCCGUACUCGACUCUCCUACCACCAGGUUCUAUUCUGCGUCUCGGCCACCCGACUCGCGUCCACCGCGACCUCCUACAUGAGACUCUUGACUGGCGGGCUACGAAUAGCGAUGGCGGAGAGCUCGUUCGCGACAUUGGCAAGGAGAUCAACGGCCACUUGGGCGACCUGGGGAGGAAGCGUGGUGAGAAGGGUGCUGUCAAGGGACGAGAGCGUGGCAAGAAGUGGGAGGAGGUGCGCGAGCUCCGAAAAGAGUAUCGCCAGCGCGAGGCCAAAGUCGUCACGAACGUACUCAACAACUUGGCGUUUGAUAUCGCCAUCGUGGAUGAAGCUACACAGGCAAUCGAGGCGGUCUGCUGGGUGCCUAUUCUCAAGGCGAAGAAGCUCAUUCUCGCUGGUGAUCCUCAGCAGCUUCCUCCGACUAUUCUGGCAAAGCCUGAGAAUGCGUCAAAGACGAAGAAGGCUCAACAGAGCAAUGGCAAGGCCGGGGCAGCGGGAGGCGCGACUUCCAAGGAGGCCGAGGUUCAGUCAAAGUCGGAUGCUGAAGCCACGGCCUCUCAAGCGGAUGCCCCGGUGCCCAAGGACGACAAGAAUGUCAAGGGGCAAACACGUCUGCGCCCCCCUCGAACCCUUGAAACCACUCUGUUUGAUCGACUUGAGAGGCUCUACGGGGCUGGAAUCAAGAAGGUCCUCAAGGUGCAAUAUCGUAUGAACAAGAACAUUGCUGCCUUCCCAGCGACCACGCUGUACAACGACGAACUAUUCUCAGACCCAUCCGUCGCCGACCACACCCUUCUGGAUCUCCCCACGAUUGUCAACCCAUCGAGUGAAGACUCACAGGAUUUAUUGAGUCACACUGUCGUCUUCUUCGACACCGCCGGGUGCGAGUUCUUUGAGCGCACGGACGGGGACUCGAAGGGCUCGAUCGGUGAGGGAAGCAAGAGCAAUGAUAAUGAGGCUACGAUUGUGGCGAAGUGGGCACGCAAGCUGGUGGCAUCCGGCGUCCCACCGUCUGAAGUGGGCAUCGUCACACCAUACCAGGCGCAGGUGUCGCUCAUCUCAUCUGCAUUGCAAGAGGAGUUCCCCGAUAUGACGAUUGGAAGUGUCGACGGUCUGCAAGGCCAGGAACGUGAUUCUGGUGCGUUCCAAUGA
Molecule: messenger RNA, 5217 nt
Organism: Vanrija pseudolonga
Lineage: Eukaryota; Fungi; Basidiomycota; Tremellomycetes; Trichosporonales; Trichosporonaceae
Gene: HCS1
Product: DNA polymerase alpha-associated DNA helicase A
Exons: 26
Coding region: 1-5217 (1738 amino acids)
Biological process (GO): tRNA 5'-leader removal
Cellular component (GO): ribonuclease MRP complex; nucleolar ribonuclease P complex
Molecular function (GO): RNA binding; helicase activity; ATP hydrolysis activity
Source: RefSeq, a predicted model, not a curated record